This is a messenger RNA of Annulohypoxylon maeteangense, 2215 nucleotides long. RefSeq names its product cleft lip and palate transmembrane 1. The record is from RefSeq and is a predicted model, not a curated record. The transcript has 4 exons. Bases 133 to 2094 code for a protein of 653 amino acids. Gene Ontology annotation, cellular component: endomembrane system; membrane. Lineage: Eukaryota; Fungi; Ascomycota; Sordariomycetes; Xylariales; Hypoxylaceae.
GUAUUACUUACCAACCUUGAAAUUCCUGCCAGACUCAUCACAACCCAAGGCAACCCUCGCUCUGACAACCCGUCAUUGCAAAUUUCUUAAGUCGGUAUUCGGUAUUACCGCCUGACUUCAUCGUCAGUAAAUAUGCCGGAAGGAAAUGUGGCCCCUCCGGGGGAUGCUCGUGAAGAGCAAGGUUCGAUGCUCGUGAAGAUUGCCCAGGGCCUAGCCAUGUGGUUUGGCAUGCAAUUGUUGAUGAAACAAUUCACAGGCGGCAACAAUGCGCAAACAGCUACGACCAAAGACGCUUCUGGAAAUGUUGUUCAGGUUCCUGCAAAUACUGGCGACAUACCUGCCUACCAACUUCGUCCCAGCAGCCUCGAUGAGGGUGCUGUGUGGAACCCAAUUCCACAACGACUGGCUCCCAUGUGGCCCACCGAUAGCGCCCUCGAUAUUGUCGUUACACUAUCGUCAUCUUUCGUCCCCGUCAAGAUCUCCAGCGUAGCGGAGGAAUACGUGGCUCUUAACGAGAAAGGUUUCAAGUUAGGUAACUCGAGCGAUACUCGAAUUGCCGAAACUACCUUCAACGUGCCGUCAUCUGUCCAAAAGAAUGGAACACUCUGGGGUCAUUUCUAUAUUGGAUUAACAGGCUCAAAUCUUGACCCCAAAGAACCAGGAUUUGAUCCCGCGUCAGCCUUCCACUUUGUGUACCCCCUGACUCAGUAUAUCCCUAAGAAAAAGGAGGCAAAGACCCGCAACCUCUUGGAAGAUAGACCUGAUGUAGAGGAGGUAGAGCCUGAAGAAGAUACCACCGGACCGAUUAUCGCAAAUUAUUAUCACCCUAACACCAGCUUAGCUUUCGUUCCUGAUACGGGUAUCAUCAACUUCCCCCAAUCGCAUCCAGCUAUUCGCCAGUUCAUUCACCCAGAGUCUACUGGUGCUCGCGAUGGCUCCGGCCAAAAUUCUUGGUAUUAUCCGGCCUUGUACGUCAACACAUUCUGGCAGAUGAAGUCUCAUAUGACUUUGCUUAAUGAUACGGUCAAGACCCUCCCGCUACGCCUUGACUUAAGCAACAUGAAGAAUUGGAAGUUCAACAUACUGGCUUCGGUUGAUUUUAACUCUAAGCAACAAGCGCUUCAGGCUGCCUUUGGGGGCCCCAUCCCAGGUGGCGGUGAUGGAAGCGAGAUCGAGAUGGUCAAGGAGAUGUUCCUAGAUACGAACCCCUAUCUCCUUGGCGUAACAGCCGUAGUGAGCAUUGCGCAUCUUCUUCUCGAGAUGCUCGCGUUCGGAUCCGAUAUCGCACAUUACCGCAAAAAGAAGGACAACGUCGGUAUUUCAGUUCGCUCGAUCUUAGCCAACGUCUUCAUGCAAGCUGUUAUCUUCCUCUACUUGAUCGACAACUCCCAAAACACGAGCUGGAUGAUUCUUGGCUCCCAGGGUAUCGGAAUCCUUAUCGAGUUCUGGAAGAUCACUACCAUCGUCAACGUCAGACUGCGACCUGCGCCACCGGGAUCUUUGAUACCGUACCGGGUAACAUUUGAAGAUAAGUAUCAACUCAGCGAGACCGAGGAAAAGACCAAGGAGUACGACGAAAUUGCGUUCAAAUACAUGUAUAUCGCUGGCGUUCCUCUGAUCAUUGCAUACGCGAUUUGGUCUCUGGUGUACGAGUCGCACAAGUCGUGGUACUCAUAUACACUCACCACUCUCGUAGGAUCAGUCUAUGCCUACGGCUUCUUAAUGAUGGUACCUUCGCUCUACAUCAACUACCGCCUCAAGAGUGUUGCUCAUAUGCCUGCAAAGGCGAUGAUGUACAAAUUCUUGAACACUUUCAUCGACGAUCUUUUCGCUUUCACCAUCAAAAUGCCAUUGUUAUACCGAUUGGCUACAUUCCGAGACGACAUUAUCUUCUUCAUCUAUCUAUACCAACGUUGGGCGUACACGAUUGAUUAUACUCGUGUCAAUGAGUUUGGACAAGGUGGUGACGACGAACCCGAGGAGACUAAGACAGAGGCUAAGCCCUUGUUGGAUGCCGAAUCUGUCACCGAGAAGGUGGAGGGGACCGCAAAGUCCAGUGGUGCAGACACAGGUGCUGCGAAGAAGAGAAAGUAGAUAAAUGAUUACCAGUGUGAAAUGGUGGUAUAGCAUAUAGUUGUACAAUCAGGUCCCUGAUUCUAUAGAUGAUCACUUAAUACAGAGAUGCUAGCCUAUUGCAUCAAUUUGACAUUUUCAA